CUCGGUUUUACUUUCUCUCUCUCUUCUCUCUCUCCGCCCCCUCUUUCAUCUCUUUCUGCAUUUUUCAACAUUCUGCGCAGUGUGAAAGUCAGCUACAAUAAAAUAGUGAGAUAACUUAUUGCCAAGUAUGUGGAGCAGUAGCGCGUCGUAAACUCACCGAGGAGUACGUUUUGUCUUUUUCGUUUUCGUCACUAGUGUCUGGAAAUUCCGCUCGUUAUGACGGACACUGACUCUACAACUUUCAAAUUCCCAGGAUCACUGUAUGCUUAUCGUCCAAAUCCUCGCAACAAUCCACUUCCUGCAUCGAUGGCUGUUUGUGAAACAGAAGUGCUUCUUGCUAUUCAUCAAAUCGCAGAGUCUCUCGGCAACAAUGAACGCGUGAAGGUUUUCUACUUGUGUGAGACUUUGGACACAGAUAACUCAGCAGCCCGGAUGAAGGAGACGCUAAAGUCCAAAGUCACGAGUUCUGCCACAGGACGACUGUUUUUGGUGGAGCUCAUGCUGCAUUUAAGAAGAUACGACAUCCUUAGGCAGGUUUUUGGAUACAGCAAGGACGAGGUGGAGAGAACUUUUAGAUCCAGAGAGGUUCUGCCCAGAUUCAGAGUACUGAUGACUCAUUUAAGCGACGACAUGGAGAGCAAGGAUGUGAACAGUUUGAAAUUCCUGCUUGGUAACAUACUACCACGUGAGAAAAUGAACUUCCUGGACCUGAUUAUAGAACUAGAGCACCAAGAUAAGAUUUCUCCUGAAAGAGUGGACUUUCUGGAGGAAUGUUUAAAACAAGUUGGCAGGGUUGACCUGGCCAAAAAACUGGCGGUGUACAAGAUGUCAGGAAACUUACCAGUUCCUGAAGAAGUGGUGCACCAUCCCUGUCAGAGUUCAGUAGAUCGGUAUACAUUUACCAGUAAUACCAGAGGAGUGUGCCUCAUCAUAGACUGCGUCGGUAACGAUGGAGAGAUGCUGAAGCACAGGUUUCAGUCGCUCCACUUCAACGUGACCCUGCACAAAUGGCUCGGCCUGGUCGAGACCGUUUCAGCACUUAAGGGGGUUUUCCGAGGAAGUGAGGACUACAGAGGAGACAGCUUUGUUUGCUGCAUCAUCAGCCGCGGUACUGGAACUCACCUCCUGGCCACGGACACGCAAUUCGAAGGGCUCCGUUUCAAAGACGUCCGCCGUCUUUUCACCGGGAAUGUGUGUGCAGCACUGGUCGGCAAGCCAAAACUGUUCUUCAUCCAGAGCUACAAUGUAGCGGCCGUUGAAACCUAUGCUGGAGAGAACCACAAUUUCCAACCUUAUACCAGCGAGAACCACGAUGAUGAAAACUUGGAGACGGAUGCUGGUGGUGGAGCGAUGGCUUUAGAUAGUAUGCCGGCAACUGCCGAUGUGCUCUGGAGUCACUCCUGGACUUCAGAACAACAACUACAAGGUCAACAUCGCUCAGUUUACCUCCGGGCUUUGACUGACUCCUUAGGCAGGAACCAAGAAAGGCGCAGACAUGUGCUUGAUCUCCACAAGGAUGUGAAUAAAGCCAUCUUUGAGCAUAACAAGAGGCAUCCUGAUCAGGAAUACCACAUAGACCUGAAAACCACUUUGAGAAAAGAGCUAUAUUUGUAGACUUAUGUGACAAUUACUGCAUCAUUUCAUCAUCACCAGGAAUGUCUUAGGACUACAAUCCGAUUUUAUUGUAUAUGUAAGAACGGGGCACACACACUUCUUGUCACACUGCAGAAAGUUUUUUCAAAAUUCAUUCCACUACAAUGGUUAAAUGGUGACACCUGCUGGUAACAUCGAAAGCCGGUUCUGUUUUAUUUUGUUUAAUGUCCUGUGUAUCUUUUCUAUGUUUCACAGCUUGCACUUGAAUUAACAAUGUUUUAUAUCACAGACACUUUGAUACCUAGAUGAGCCUACAUCACAGUUAUUACAAUGACUUUUAUUUAUUCAGUAUGCCACUUUUCUUGCCACAUACUCAGUGCAGCUAAAAUCAUUUGAAGGGUUUCCUUCUUGGCGUUUUCCAUUGUAUAGGAUUUUAUAUACCAGAACAUGCCACGAGACGGCGCCAAAUCCUCGCCAAGUAGGAAUAUAUAUUCGUCUCGAUGAAGUAUAUUGAAGUGAUACAUUAAAAAGGUAUUAAGA
This is a messenger RNA of Syngnathus acus (greater pipefish), 2133 nucleotides long. Its product is annotated as CASP8 and FADD-like apoptosis regulator. The coding region runs from base 217 to 1614 and encodes 465 amino acids. Gene Ontology annotation, biological process: proteolysis; negative regulation of extrinsic apoptotic signaling pathway via death domain receptors. The transcript is spliced from 8 exons. The record is from RefSeq and is a predicted model, not a curated record. Gene Ontology annotation, molecular function: cysteine-type endopeptidase activity; protein binding. NCBI's taxonomy places the organism in Eukaryota, Metazoa, Chordata, Actinopteri, Syngnathiformes, Syngnathidae.